AUGGAUACUCUUCUGACAGCAGACUCGGCGGUCAACGCGCCCCGGUAUAGGCGCAAGUCGAGUACCUUUGUGGACGCGAUCCAUGACUUACCCCAGAAGGAAGAAAUGGCACCCGCCCAACUCUACAGCACCGAAUCAGGCCGUUUGUUCCACGCCGGUCGAAUUGCAAUCGCUACAGUAGGUCUGCCAGCUCGUGGGAAAACCCACAUCUCCGUAGCAUUGGCACGAUAUCUACGUUGGCUCGGAGUCAAAACUCGAAUCUUCCACCUCGGCGAUUAUCGACGAGCCAUUAUUGGACAAGGCAAGGAUGUGCCAGACGAUUACUUCUUCGUCAACGCGUCUGCCUCGUCCGUGCUUCUACGGCAAAAGAUACUAAAGAAGUGUCGAGAGGACAUCUACCACUUCCUCAAUCACGAAAAUGGGCAGAUUGCUAUCUAUGACGCUGUCAACCCACUCGCCGCAGGACGGAGAUCUCUAGCGAAGGAGUUUGCGAAGCACGACAUCAAGUGUCUCUUUAUUGAGUCCAGCUGCGAUGACCAAAGAAUCAUCGAAGAAAAUGUAAGGAGCGUCAAGAUCUCCUCGCCGGAUUAUGUUGGCUGGUCCGAGAGUGACGCUGUCAAGCACUACUUGAGCCGAAUGUCUGCCAAAAUUCCGCACUUUGAGACCAUGGAGGAGUCAGAUCUCGACUGGAUCAAAAUGAUCAAUGCUGGAGAGAGAUUGGUGGUCAACAACACCAGUUUCGGCUAUCUAUCCCACCGAAUCGUGUUCUACUUACUAAAUCUACACAUCAAGUCCCGGCACACAUAUUUUGCCCGGGCAGGGGUGACGCUGGAAGAAGAAUCGUUCAAAGCAGAUGCUCCUUUGUCGCCCGCUGGCCGGGACUAUGCAAAGAAGAUGACAAAUACUCUGCUCCAACAUCGAGAGGAAGAGAGACGCACGAUCAUGGAAAAAGGAGGGCUAGAAGUACCUCUCAAGCCGCUUAUUGUCUGGACAUCUACGCGUAGAAGAACCGUAGAGACAGCAGCCUUCCUCGAAGGGAGCGGUUUCAAGGUUAGACAACGGUCGCAGAUGAGCCAACUGAACCCUGGUGUAUGCGAGAAGAAGUCCGAGAGAAGAAUCCGACAGGACUAUCCCGACGAAGUACUGAAGCAUGACCUCGAUCCAUAUCACCACAGAUUCCCAAGAGCCGAGUCAUAUCACGAUGUUGCUGUCCGGUUGGAACCGGUAAUUCUAGAGUUGGAAAGGGAACAGAACGACUUGCUCAUCAUUGCUCAUGAGAGUGUCCUUCGAGUAUUGUACGGCUAUCUAAUGGCGUGCAACGCCGCCGACAUCCCUUCCCUCUCUUUCCCCCGGGAUGAGAUAAUUGAGAUCAUCCCUGCAAGCUACAACAACGAGGCCAAACGUAUCAAGAUACCAGAUCUGCCACCGGAAAUUAUUCCAGCAUCACCUGAAGGUGCCAAAGUGCCUGCUCCACCAAGUGGCUUUACAACACCAGUUCCCGGACUGGGCAGCGGGAUUGCGAGCCCUCGCACAGGUGCCAGCCGGGGACCGGGGACGCCGGAGCCCCAAGCAUCUGGUUCCAAGACACCAGAAGAUUCUGAGAUCUUGGCUCACCGAAUGCACGAUGUGGUAUGA
Messenger RNA from Exophiala spinifera, 1635 nucleotides. RefSeq lists its product as uncharacterized. Gene Ontology annotation, molecular function: 6-phosphofructo-2-kinase activity; ATP binding; fructose-2,6-bisphosphate 2-phosphatase activity. Lineage: Eukaryota; Fungi; Ascomycota; Eurotiomycetes; Chaetothyriales; Herpotrichiellaceae. Gene Ontology annotation, biological process: fructose metabolic process; fructose 2,6-bisphosphate metabolic process. The transcript is spliced from 3 exons. The coding region runs from base 1 to 1635 and encodes 544 amino acids. The record is from RefSeq and is a predicted model, not a curated record. Gene Ontology annotation, cellular component: cytosol.